This is a messenger RNA of Seminavis robusta, 4677 nucleotides long. NCBI's taxonomy places the organism in Eukaryota, Bacillariophyta, Bacillariophyceae, Naviculales, Naviculaceae. The record is from the annotation of a GenBank genome assembly.
UAUUUCAAUCAGCGCUGACUGAUGACAUGGGUACAGUCAGCUAUCGGUACCCAUACCGGUAGCCUUCUGUGGGAAAGAUGAUGAACAACAACGGCAAUAACAGGGUCGUCAAUGCAAGCAUAAGGGCGGAAGAUACUCCCAAAGAAGCUGAUGUGCAUUCACAGCUCAAAGAACAGGCUUCCCAGGUUGAUGGGUCGGCCCAUGGUCUGGGGAUCCUCUGCGAUUCCGAGGCCGACGACCAAAACACCGUGAAGCCAGAACUUGAUGAAGCCGUGGGAAACUUGGGAAAAAACGAGUCUAAAGAAUGCUCUGAUGCGGAAGAAGGAGAAGCAGUUAAAUCAGAUGCUUUAUCCAAGUCUUUGCUUGAAGAAAAGGUGUCAGCUGAGGAAGAAGAAACCGGUCUAACAGCUGCUGCAUCAGACCCAAAGUCACUAGAUGUUGAGGCGGCAAUAGUGCCCGAAGACGAAGGAAAUGCCUUACUGAGCCAAUCUCGAAAGGAUGCCGCUGGCAAGAAGGAAUGCAAGAGAGGCCCGGAACGAAUCGACAAGAACUUGGGCGUGGAUGAGCAGGAUUAUGUUGAUAGUUUCAAAAAUCGGGAAGGGGAGAGAGAGCAAGUUCUGAACGAAGACAUCUAUAGCGUGAUUUAUACAGCUGACGCAAGGAGUCAAGCCUUCUGUUUUGCAAUGUUUGUUUUUGUGGUGCAGCUAUCGGUGAUUUGGCUGAUCUUCUUUGAUUUACUGGACACACAUUCCGACAACAACAAGAUUAGUUUGCCUCCUGGAGUCCCCAUCAUGGUCAAUUUGGCGCAAGCAAUUGGUGUCCUUUUGAUUGUGUUUACGGUGGCGGUUUACGGUGACUUGACAACUGGACUCGCGAGAUUGAUUGACGGCUACGACUCGGAUGUCCUCUUCAAGCACCCUGAUGCCCAUUGCACGAAAUGGUUUCUGUCUGGUUUAUUCCAAAUGACGGUCGGGGCAUCAAUGACAAUGGUCUUGUUCGUUCUGCUGAUGCAGAGUACCACAGUGAUUGGCAUGUGUCUCAACUUUGCUGCCCUUCACUUCGUUCAAGAGAUCGACGACCUAAGCUUUGCACUUGGCCAAAAAGGAUUCCUGACCAGGUCCAUCCAAAAGGACUGCGAUCACGUAUCACAAUUAACAGUCCCUAAAGGUCGAAGACGAGUUAGGAAGAGGGCGAGACGAAUCUUUACAGCUGCUCUCACAGUUGCGCUGUACAUACCGUAUUUUGUGCUGGUUUCGCGCCAAUGGCGUGGGGAUUAUGUCUGCCGAAACCUUUACGUCCAGUUUGGAGAUGCGUAUCUGCCGGAGCUCGCGUAUUUCUCUGGAAGAUACACGAUUGCCAGUGUGGACUUAGUGAACAGUGUUCGGACAAGGACGGAGUUCCGACCAGUGUACUUCGAUUCCUCUGAACAGUUGCGGCUAGCAUAUUGUGGCCAAGAGUCUGCGUGGGUCUUCUCUCUUCGAAAUGCUACUGAUCACUGUGACUUCAUUGUCAAGAGCUCUCCGACGACGGCGUUCGACGUGGCGAGUUUGAAGGGUAGCACUUGGUACUCAUACAACUAUGAAACCGAAAAUGUGGUUCCAGCCGAUUGGUUUUUCAUUGGUUGCAACGACUGCGUUAGAGAUGAAACUCAGUGUACCGACGAUGCAGGGAUAUGCCUUAACACCGGGGCUUGCGUCUGUCAUCCCGGACGCAUGGGCAUCAACUGCCAGUUUCCAGACCCCACUUGCGACACCCUUACUUUGGACGCACGAACUGAUCCGCUGCCUUUGGAGGAGGGCGUGACCUUUCCUGAAAGCUAUGGACUUUACAGACUACCAGGCGAAAAGGAAAAGGUGUUCGAGUUGAACAAUCACCCAGCUUACCUUUCAAAGUUCCAAAAGGCUGGGGUCAAAAAUACCACCGACUUUAUGUUCUUUACUGGCAGACGGUGGGUCAUUUUUUCAGCACGUCAACCAGGCGAGACAAUACCCGAAAGUACUUCCUCGUCUCAAACCCAUCCUGCACUUCCAAACCGCUACGCUGAAAUGUUGAUUGCGAAACUCUUCGAACGUAUUCCGAAUGAGACCCACUCUAUCGAAAACGCAGACGAGUUCGUCUGGUAUUACCGACCCUACUUUUUCAGUGAACCUGUCGAUUUUGGAACGCCAUCCGACGUUCUGGAACCACUUGGUUUGAAUUGGUUCAGGGCCGUUCAUCAACAUCAUGGUCUCGGUUUUGAUGGCUGGGUGACUGACGAAAGUCAGCCCCUCCAAACCAACUUUAUAUGCGCGGAAUGCAACGAUAGGACGAACCCGUGUUACAACGACUUUCAAUGUGAGAACUCGACAGAAACCUGCCUCUGCGAUGAAUUCUACCAGGGAGCUUUAUGUGAGCAUCCUCUUCGCUGCGACCAACAACCAUGCCAUAACAAUGGGACGUGUGACGCCUGGAAAGGUUAUUGCGAAUGUCCAAGUCCAUUCUAUGGAAGUUUGUGUCAGUACAAGCCCUUGUUCUUGCCUUUGACAUGAAAAAUGCGAAGGUCUUUGCAAUUUGCGGUGAGAGUUUGGGAUCACUUGUACCAUGGGCGCAAAAGCUAGCUUCUUCUAACUUGGCGAAUGUGGAGCAACUAUAUCUCAUAGUCAUGGACUACGUUCUUAUUCUGGAAUCGAUUUAUCUGCAUCUGACAUACCCCAGAGACUUUCAUUCGUUGUUGUGUAAUAAAUAAUGUACUCGCAAUGCGCAGAGCAACCAGAGGCGGCCUUCGUUCACAAGCUCAACUCCAGUCAGGGUAACCCCAAUGAAAAUAGAAUACCCUCCAGCAUUAUGGACUCCAUCGGUCUCCACUCUUUGAAAUUUGAUGCAUUUGCUAACCUAAACAUUGUGAGUGUGACCAGGUCCAGGCGCCGCAGCUGCCACGGGAGGAACACCUGGCUGUGCCUGCUGUGCCCAAAACUGCAUGGGGUUGAAAGCCACCAUCCCAGGAGCUCCAGGAACAGGAACUGGUGCGGGCUGGGGUGCCACCACUGGCAUGGCCGGUGCAACUGCUACAGCCGCAUGAAUGGAAGCGUUUGGAUCAGUACCUGCAUGAGGAUCAGAAGCAGCGGCACCUUGCAUGAUGGCCUGGAGCAUAGCAUUAGAUCAAUUCAAAGGAAAAGCUGUUCAAGCAUAUAUCAAAUACUCAUCGGGUUACACACCUGUAGAGGCACAAUGCUUGGGUAUUUGCUUCCAAUUUCCAUUAGCUGUCGCCUCAACUGCUCAUUGCGAUCAUUCAAUCCUUUGUUUUCCCUUGAGAGCGUGAUCACAGUGCGCUGCAGCUCUUCAAUCAUCGUCUUCUUCCUCUUCCGAGAUUCCCUCGCAGACACCCGGUUUUGCUCCAGCCUUUCGCGUCGCUUACGAUUCUUCGUCUCCUCGUCAUCAUUCUGGUCUUCAGCUGUCUCAUCGACUACUGCGUUGGCUUCAGCUGUCAUUGUCCUGCUUCUUUCCAAGGUCUGAUGUGAUGAAAUGUAUGCUUGACCUGAUGCUUUCUUACGCUUUGGCCUCUCCUUCCGCCUGUGAUAUCACUGUGACGACGUGGUCUCUUUUGUGGCUUCGUUGUUGAGGUUUGCUGUGAUGCCGUGAGCCUUGUGGGUGCACGAAGAUUAACGAACACAAGGACAUUUGCGCGACACCUACCGGACAGUUUAGAAGGUUGCUUCCACGGCGUGGGUUUACCUAAACCGGUACCUGGUACCGUGGUAGCGCCGAAAGAACGGCGAGCGCAAUGCAUCAAGCAGCAAGCAAAUCACUUCUGACAUUGGAAGCCUGGGAUAGGGGAUACAGCGUAGUCUACUAGCUAGCUAGCUAGUCGUAUGGGUAACAUGAUAUAUUCAUUGAUUCAAAGUUACCGCGUUAUCGGUCGUGCAGCGAGCGACAUAUCCACUCGCACAGCUGGAAGCAAAAAAACAUGCAAUAGCUGCCUAAUUCAACAAUGCUUUUGUUUCUCUUGUCUUUUUGGGAGUUUUCACCCCUUCCUCGUUCCAUAGCUUGCGUUUCACAAUGCGAAUCUUGAACUCUGUUUUCUCCACUCCCAACUUUUUACCAGUCGACCCAAUUGAUCGCUUGCCAUUGGAACCAGUUGUUGUGGUGGGAGUACGGGUAGCACUUCCAUGAACACAAGCGUGGAAACGUUUGCAGAAGGGAUGAAAGGUUGCUCCUUCUCCACAGGCUUGACAGCUUUGCAUGCAAUCGGCACAAAAGGUCGGACAUCCGGCAUUGUUGCUGCCGGUAGCACACAGCAUGCAAUGGACUUUCUGGGCACAGUCUUGACACAUGAGCGUUGUGCAGCCUUCGCAUUGAUAGUCAUGCUCCUCUCGUAAAUGUAUCGUUUGGAAGCAUACUUCACAUUUUCGUUCAAAGUAGCGGUGGAAGAUAUUAUCGUCAAGAGGCGUCAUGGCUGACGGAAACCGCUUUGCUGACAGCAAUGGGCUACAAUCCAUUUUAUGCGUGGCAGAGGAAAGGCAGCUACCGAGCUCUUCCAUUUAUACGACAGUAGUAAGAAAUUUCCUGGAAACAAUGGGAGUGUCAAAAGUAUAUGAAAGGAAUCGGAGAGUGGCGAUGAAAAUGCCAUUUGGUCUGCGCAUCUUCUUCCCUUCAAAACCUCUGAAACUUCCUCUUCCAAGCGCAUCGAAUUGUGUGAAC